AUGCCUUCUCUGCAAUCCAAUACUUCCUUCCUCGCAUCGUAUACUUCCUAUGCCCACCUCUCCGCCUUCUUCGCGUUCAGUCUGCUCCUUUCGCACCGUUUCAACUUCACCUUUGCACUGCAGGGACAGUGCUCUCGCCCUGUGAUCGUUCUCUACACUCACGUUCCUUAUCAACACAGUGCUGCAAUGGCGGCCAGCAACAUCCCGCUUCAUUGCAACAUCUGUCCCAAGAAGCCAAACUUCAGCGAUGUUUCACAUUUACUUACCCAUAUUGCCAGUAAGGGCCAUUUAUCCAACUACUACAAGGUCAAGGUCCGCUCGACUCACGAAGAAGCAUCUCGCCGACUGAUUGACACUUAUGACCGCUGGUAUGGUGAGUGGGGUGUCGAGGAACUCAUGUCAGAGCGUAUGAAUCAAAAGGACAAACGCCGCACCAGGGCCCGACCCACUGCAGUACGACCGGCACCGGCGCUCAGAAUCGAAGCUCCAAUACCGCGACCUUCCCACCGGCGGUCCGCUCUGGGCAAUUUUCUUGAUCCCCGUCUUUCUGAGCAGCAACCACAACAGACAAUCAAGCAAGAGGACUCUGUCAGUCCUUCAUCCUCUCUCCAGCCCACUGGACCAGCUCUUCGGCACCGCAGCAGUUACCUGCCCCAUCUGCAGCAUCACUGGGAAACAGACUCGCGCGCCAGCUCACGCAGUUACACGAACCCAGAUUACGACACGUCCAGUGAGUACUCUGAUCCAAGUGAGCAGCGGCACCGGUACCGGUAUACAGCGACAACCUCGUGUGCCAUUGCAGACGAUCCAGCUGAAGCAGCAGAUCCAAUGGCGGUCAGCGAGUCUACCAAGCUCAAGGGAGUCUACUGGCCCGGCAUGGACAUCUUUGACUCUGCAACGCCUGAAAUGCGACGCAAGAGAAACCAGAAAAAGGACAGCUCUGUCGUGGAACAGCUCGAGCUCAACUCACAAGAGGUUGAAGCCACUGAGCUCAUCUUCACGCCACAGGGCUCGUUCAAAAGACAACGGAGAAUAUCCAGCUCGGAUUCGGAUGAUGAGGAAGACGUCGAGAUCAAGGCUGAGAGCCCACGGCCUAGGCGCGGACGGCUUGCCCUGGUAAACUUGGACGUCAAUGCACCUCAUGGCCACAGACAACUCAUGCGCCCGAUGAUGCAAUUCUCGAACCGCGCCCAGUAUGAGGAAGACCGUAGCUAUCCAAGUUAUGACAAUGGGCAUGACAAGUGUACAACGAAGCGGAAGCGAUUUGAUGUGUUUCAAGACGACGAAAUCCACUUCUCGCAGCCCGCAAGCAUGAAUUACCUUACCUCUGGAUUCAGCCGGCAGCCUUCCCCGCCACCUGCGCCGAACUUUGCUCCAUACAAACCCCACAAUGAUCCCUUCCAGUAUGAGAACAAGGAGAAUAUCCUGCCAUUGCUGCAUCAGGCUAGCCAGAGCAACCUUCAGAUGCAUCAACACCCUGGCUACCACUACCAGGCCUAUACAUAUGGAUUGGGACCAGAGCACAUGUUCCACUACAAUCCCCAUCUUUACCACGGCCCCAACGCAUACCAGCAACACGAGGAGGAAGAUGACGACGACCAGCGCACCAUUACUGCGCCUCCAUCACCGUCAACAAGCUAA
Plenodomus lingam JN3 is the source of this 1641-nucleotide messenger RNA. The record is from RefSeq and is a predicted model, not a curated record. NCBI's taxonomy places the organism in Eukaryota, Fungi, Ascomycota, Dothideomycetes, Pleosporales, Leptosphaeriaceae.